AUGCCGGAGGCUUUCGUACCUUGCAGCGACCUCCCCGGAGAUCUUAGCAAAUGGCUUGGUCCCGAGCAGGUAUCGCUGGAAGUAGGCUAUGGUAGCGACAGCGAAAUGUUCGACGCGCCGUUGAGACAACUGCGCAAUACGUCUGACUACUUCUUCGAUCAACUGGACGACUUAUCCGAGUUCUUCAGCCUGCCCGAUGUAUCACCACGCAAUUUCCGCAUCUACCUCGAAUUCCUCAAGACCGGUUACCUCCCUCCGCCCGAUUCGGACGAGACCACGAAUCAGAGAAUCUCUUACGGCAGACUCAUCCAUGUCUUCAUGUUCGCCAACGAAUUGGGGAUCAUUUUGCUCCGAAAUGCGGUUCUAGACGAAUUCUUCCUGCGCAUCUACGACGACCCCGACGAUCUUCCAUACAAAUGUAUUUUCAAUAUAUACAAAGCGAGCACUCCAGCCUCUUCACUACGUCAUCUCGCUGUCGAUAUCAUAGUGAAGAUUGGAAAGAAGGCGGACGUCAAAGAAUGGAUGCAUGACCUGCCGAAACAGUUCUUGAUGGACUGCUUGACUUCCGCAAGCGAAGAUAGGAUCGUACCCUUUCCCAAAAAUCUUUCCGGAGAUGGCAUCAUGGGCCGGCUGGAGGGAAUGAGGAAGGCAAUGUGUGAAGUGUUCCAUGUCCACGAUUCUGAGCCCGAUGAUCAAGAAUUGGGGUCGCAAGCUGGAGCUUCCGUUCUUACAGGGAACGACCGCCGACCCGGAGAGAGAGCGGAGAGAAGGGAAAGGGGUGCUGCAGAGGACGCAGAGGAUGAAGCUCAAGCUCAGAAUAUGGACGCAGAGUUGCACGAGACCUUUGAUGGGGAGUCCGCUACGAGGAUGGAGUAUAUCAUGGGGCCGUUGCCUAUCAGAGAGAGGCAUUAG
This is a messenger RNA of Alternaria viburni, 912 nucleotides long. RefSeq lists its product as uncharacterized. Gene Ontology annotation, molecular function: protein binding. NCBI's taxonomy places the organism in Eukaryota, Fungi, Ascomycota, Dothideomycetes, Pleosporales, Pleosporaceae. The transcript is spliced from 2 exons. Bases 1 to 912 code for a protein of 303 amino acids. The record is from RefSeq and is a predicted model, not a curated record.